Messenger RNA from Lactuca saligna, 1470 nucleotides. The record is from the annotation of a GenBank genome assembly. Lineage: Eukaryota; Viridiplantae; Streptophyta; Magnoliopsida; Asterales; Asteraceae.
CAAAAUGAUGUAUUAAACCCUUUAUGACCUUAGAUUACCGAAAAAUAACAUUUAGGAAACCUUUAAACAAAACAAAAAUAAGAUAUUGUAGGGCUAUGAUGGUCAACAAAAACAAUAAAAUUCGUCAUAUAUGGAGUUUAACCAAAAUGAUAUUAGGCGUAGAUUGGACUUUUGGAUAUGGUCGACUUUCUGUAGCAUCCAGCAAGAUCUGUGGAGUAUCUAUCUAAACAUAAAUUAACAACUUUUUUCGCGUUUCAAUAAUCUUGGGUCUGCAAUCUUUCGCCAAAAAUUCAUCAGCCCAAGAAGAAUCAUUUCCAAGUAUCUAAGUUCGCCGCUAUCCUCUCGACCUAGGGCUUCCAAUCCUUUCCGUUUCAGAAGGGGAUCAUUCAAAGAUUACCACCCAAAAGGAAGGAAAGAGACCAAAUGUAUGCCCCUUUCAGGGCCUAUUGAUCUUUCCUCCUUUGGUGAAAUUAAAUCGAUGUUUCUUGUUGGAGCACUGCUACGUUUUGGAUUUGUAACAGCUUGGCUCUUUCACCUUGUUGCCUGUAUGGGAGCAGUUGCUGUCUUGGAUGUGAUGCGAAGCACAAACUGAUCAAAAGUCAAAGUCAAAGUCAAACUCGCCCAAUGUCAAAACCUUGUAUGGCAGAUGACACCUGGACAAGUAGUAGAUUUGACAUGGACAACACACUCAAUCCAUCUCUUGAUUCUCACGACUUCAUAAAUCAUGGUUUUCUUCUGUGGAACCAAAGUAGACAACAUUGGAUAGGAAAUAAAAGAAAUAGACAAAGAAACAAGCCUCGCGAACCAAGAUUGAGUAAGAAUGUUACCUAUGAUAGUUUGCUAGGUAGCAACAAGCCCUUUGCAAAGCCCGUUCCUCUUUCUGAAAUGGUAGAUUUUUUGGGGGAUGUAUGGGAGCAGGAAGGGUUGGAUGUAAGAUGUUGCUUAAACUUCAAUACAAGAAAAGUUUUCAAGAAAAUGAAGGUGGUUUUAGCGUUUUUAAUGUUUCAAGGUGGCAAACUACAUAUUUGUUUACACGUACCUAACAAUGGAGUCAUACCUAAGCAUAUGAGGUUCCAACCGCCACCACCAUGUGUUACACUUUCAUCCUCCACCUUCUUCUUGUUCUUCCGACCAGUCAAGAGCGUCGCCCGCUGCUUCACCGACGAGUACCACCACAUCGCUACCACCGGAGACGUAAGGAAUUCAGGGGAGCCACCGAGACCCACGAUGGAGACAGUGAACGCCGCUGUUGAGUGUUGCCGCCAACAACCCUAUGGUCUCCGUUUGGGUCGUUGCCGUUAUUGGAUAUCCAUUUCUGUCCUCCACUUCUUGUUGUGGGCAUUGUUUCGUUCCAAGGUGGUCUCCGCUCAUCCUCCUCAUCCCUUCUUCUCUCUAGUUCGUUGUUGCAACGCCGCAUUUAGCCACUGUUGUGGCUAUGAGGGCUGCCGCUGUCAUCGUCACGCACCUUAA